UAUUUAAAAAUUCAAAUUCGCGCAAUCUACAUACUGCCCGCAUAUUAAAAAACUUGCACUAACGCCACAAGCUUUGCCUUAGCCGUUUUGCAGCACUAAACUUGGCCCGCAACUCAGCUAAAAGUUCUUUUGGUUUUCGUUUGUUAUUAUGCAGCAGCCCAAGUCAGUGAAACGCUCCCGCUCGCCCACCGAGGAUCUAUUGAACAAUAAUAAAAUCCAAAGCAAGGUUUUCGUUACACAGAAAAUAAGCGACGCUUCUGAUCCAGAAAAAAUGAAGCAAAUUCAUGAAAAAACUCGACAGAUGUUGUUUGCUGGGGCCGCUGCUGUUGCUGCAGGCGCAGCAGCUCCAAACGCUGUCGCCUCUGCCAGUCCAGAUAACGGUGCAUCCACCAACGCUGCUGCUGGAGCUACAAACGCUCCACCAAUGGAUCAAUCUAGGCUGUAUGGACUCACAGGCAACGGUGGCAUACUGAUUCGAAGCAUGGCAAAUGACGUCGUAAAUCCGCGACUGGAGCGCAGGCGCUCACGCUGUUGCCAGCGCCUGACCCUAAUACACGACCACUGCGCCAAUUGCACAGACGAUUUGUGCGAGGAGUGCGGCUACUCCUGCCGCGAGUGUUCCACGUUCAUUUGCCGCGCUUGCGUUACUGUAUUUGGUAAUCAUCCCGACGAGGCUACUGAUCCGUUGUGCGAGCGCUGCCAAAUGUAUUUAGCUUAGGGCAUCCGUUGGGUCGGUUGCUUCCCCUCCACACACUACACACACACCACAGAAUACCAAACAGCUUAUUGUUUAAGUCCGGGGAAGCAUAACACGUGCUCGACUCACGGUGCUUUUUACACACAUAAACACUAACAUUUAAAUAAAUAUAUAAAAAACUGGUCAUUGAAUCAAACACAAAGCCACACGACACUACACAAAUUACACCUUCCAAAGAAUAAGUGGCACCUUCUCAUGAUUCUUGACCAAGUUUUUUAUAAACACUUUUGUAA
Messenger RNA from Drosophila obscura, 990 nucleotides. RefSeq names its product apoptosis regulatory protein Siva-like. Lineage: Eukaryota; Metazoa; Arthropoda; Insecta; Diptera; Drosophilidae. Gene Ontology annotation, molecular function: CD27 receptor binding. The coding region runs from base 149 to 718 and encodes 189 amino acids. The transcript has 3 exons. The record is from RefSeq and is a predicted model, not a curated record. Gene Ontology annotation, biological process: extrinsic apoptotic signaling pathway.